Molecule: messenger RNA, 759 nt
Organism: Trypanosoma conorhini
Lineage: Eukaryota; Euglenozoa; Kinetoplastea; Trypanosomatida; Trypanosomatidae
Exons: 1
Coding region: 1-759 (252 amino acids)
Source: RefSeq, a predicted model, not a curated record
AUGGAGCCUGCAUCGCAGAAGGAGUGCGAUUGCACGGCCAAUUCCGCCAAUUGGCACCCGAACUCUAUUGAUGACUCUUUCUGGGGAAGCAGUCACUGGCUGGGACGCCAGCCCACAAGCAGCAUUCACCCAUUUCACCGCAACAGCCCUUUGACAUGCCACCGCACAAAUGUGCAUGAUAAUAAUGAUAACAGGGCAACCCAAGGCCUCCUGGCGCCUUCACCGAUCCGUCCUAGGAAGUGUGCGGCGUCGACGCGUUUUUACUUCCUGUCGUCUCCGUCAUCGCCAGUUAAGUUCACGGGCACUGUAAUCGGGAACGAAACCGUCGCGAUCCAUCCUUUCAGGUGCGAGAAUGUGGCUGCAGGCACGGUUGCGGCGUCGCGGGUUUCCUGGUCCACCGAAUUGCCGAAAUUGGUGUCCGCUUCUCAACGUGUCGCCAGAUGCAAGCGAAUCACUUCAGUCGAUGAAGACGGUCUGGUGAUUGCGCGGCGCACCACCGGUGCACAGGGGGAAGGCUGCAUCGUGGACAAUGAAAGUAUGAAUGAGUUCUUCAGUGGGAGUUGGGACCUCUGGAGGGGCGGCGGGGGCGGCAACCAGCGUUAUUUGAGCAAACUGGGCCGUUGCCCUAGCGAUGAAUCUGUGAUUGAUUUUAACGUGGCAAUGACAUUUCAGCGCAGUGGUGCCCGUAGGUGCCGACACACUGGGCCCGGCUUCGACGCCGUACCGCCGCAUGCAUGUCUUGCUGAUUUGGAACCAUAG